AUGAGCGACAACACGAAGAUCGGCACGAGCCUCCUCGGGCUCGGCCUCCUCUUCAUCGCGCUCGGCGUCCUGCUCCUCUUCGACCGGUUCCUGCUGUCGCUCGGCAACGUCAUGUUCCUCGCGGGCCUGCUCAUGACCAUGGGCGUGAGCCGGAGCGCGCGCUUCUUCCGGAAGAAGGCGCACGACUGCGGGCUCCGCGGCGUCGCGUGCUUCUUCGGAGGCGUCGCGCUCGUGCUCGUCUUCAAGCGGCCGCUCGUGGGCAUGUUCCUCGAGGGCUUCGGCUUCGUGAACCUCUUCGGCAACUUCUUCCCCAUCGCCCUCAGCGCCAUGCGCACCAUGCCCGUCAUCGGCAACGUGCUCUCGAUGCCGGGCGUGAGCUCCGUCGCCGACAAGCUCGCGGGCGUCGAGCAGCGACGAGCGCGGAACUGGGCGUAG
This is a messenger RNA of Aureococcus anophagefferens, 435 nucleotides long. RefSeq lists its product as hypothetical. NCBI's taxonomy places the organism in Eukaryota, Pelagophyceae, Pelagomonadales, Pelagomonadaceae. The coding region runs from base 1 to 435 and encodes 144 amino acids. The transcript has a single exon. The record is from RefSeq and is a predicted model, not a curated record. Gene Ontology annotation, biological process: endoplasmic reticulum to Golgi vesicle-mediated transport; retrograde transport, endosome to Golgi.